AUGUACGCGUGCGCCUCCCACAGCAUGCGACGUGGUGUGCGUGUGUAUGUGGCAGCUCACCGGACAGGUGCCGCAGCAACACGGCGACCUCGGCGACGCGGUCACGGCACUCACACAUGUACGCGUGCGCCUCCCACAGCAUGCGACGUGGUGUGCGUGUGUGUGUGGCAGCUCAUCUGGCUGGUGUCGCAGCAACGCGGCGACCUCGGCGACGCGGUCGCGACACUCAAGCAUGUACGCGUGCGCCUCGCACAGCAUGCGACGUGGUGUGCGUGUGUAUGUGGCAGCUCACCGGACAGGUGUCGCAGCAACACGGCGACCUCGGCGACGCGGUCACGGCACUCACACAUGUACGCGUGCGCCUCCCACAGCAUGCGACUUGGUGUGCGUGUGUGUGUGGCAGCUCAUCUGGCUGGUGUCGCAGCAACGCGGCGACCUCGGCGACGCGGUCGCGGCACUCACGCAUGUACACGUGCACCCCCCACAGCAUGCGACGUGGUGUGCGUGUGUGUGUGGCAGCUCACCUGGCUGGUGUCGCAGCAACGCGGCGACCUCGGCGACGCGGUCACGGCACUAGCGCAUGUAGGUGUGCGCCUCCCACAGCAUGCGACGUGGUGUGCGUGUGAGUGUGGCAGCUCACCGGGCUAA
Messenger RNA from Parnassius apollo (apollo), 648 nucleotides. Lineage: Eukaryota; Metazoa; Arthropoda; Insecta; Lepidoptera; Papilionidae. The record is from the annotation of a GenBank genome assembly.